AUGGGCAACCUCCACAUGGACCACGAGCCUGAUGGUAUGUCGCCGAAUUUGGUCAUGUCAGAGGAGCAUGACUCCGGGGAAGGGGAGUUCUUCGACCUUCAGCCGCCACCGUCGUCAGCUAAGCAGGUCAAGGUAGAGGAUAUCAUGAGGCGACUGUUCUCUGCCGAGCACCUCCAUUUCAUCCUUGCCGAUCACAGCUUGUUCUACAAGUUUAGCUCGUUUCUGAAUCGAUGCAAGCCAAAUCUGGUGCCGAAUCUGAUCCGCUAUCUGGAGUUGCGGAAAGCGAUGAAGGCAAUCGAAUACGCCAACUCUGUCGUGAGAAGCAUCCGGUGGCCAUCUCACACGGAUUCUCACAAGUUCUCGCGCCUCCAAGCUGCGUCUACGGAUGUUAGGGUCGAGGACUACGCCGCCCGAGAAUUGUUGCUCCUCUGUUCCGAGGCGCUGCCGGCAUUUGUCACUCACACGUUGAUCGGAGUAGUCACUGAUUGUGUGUCGAGAGAUAUAACUGGGCAAGGAAUCCCCAUCAUGCGAGAUCUGGUAGGCAGUCUGGGGGAGGUAUUCUGUCUCACAGAUCCAUCUGUUCACGAUAACCCGAUCGUGUUCGCGAGCGAAGAAUUCCACAGGACAACCCAGUACGGCACUUCCUACGCUAUCGAUCGCAACUGCAGAUUUCUGCAAGGGCCAGGUACGGACAAGGAUGCUCUUUUGCGGCUCGCAAAAGCAAUUACACUUGGCCAGGAGUCAAACGAAGUCAUUUUGAACUAUCGCCGCGACGGGACCCCCUUCGUCAACCUCCUUAUGUGUUCGCCUCUCUACGACGAUAAAGGGAUAAUACGCUACUUUAUCGGUGCGCAGGUCGAUGUGACCGGCCUCGUAAUCGAUGGUCUGGGCAUCGAGUCCUUCCGUGCUCUGCUUCACAAUGAUGAAGUCCAGGAAAUGGAAGCCUCCCUCGAAGCCGCAAGCCCGCAUCUCCAAUCCAAAUUCUCCCCCCGCUAUCAGAGUCCCAAGACCAAAGAAUCACUGCAGAGGUUACAAGAGCUGAGUACGAUGUUCAGCCAGGACGAGUCCGACGUUGCGUGCAAGAAUGGCCGAAGCUGCGACGAUUCGAAUGAUGGUGCCAGCAUCCGAUCCAGUGUAACGAAUAGCGUGAAGGCUAGGGGACAGUCGAAGCGCGUAAUCGGCGGAGAUGACAUCGGCCCCGAUGGCAUCGUGCUGAACUUCUCGCAUCUACAUCUCAAGAACCCUAGCCCCCGGCACAACAACCUGCCUGGUGUGUACAAACACUAUCUCCUCGUCCGGCCGUAUCCCAGCCUACAGAUCAUCUUCGCCUCGCCGUCUCUGCGGCUCCCCGGCCUCCUCCGCACCCACCUCUUCACCAAGCUCGGAGGCUCGAACCAGACCAUCUCCGCGCUCGAAGCGGCCUUCCGCGACGGCGCCUCCGCCACGGCCAAGGUCCUCUGGCUGCCCAAGAACGCGUCCCCCGGUGAGCAGCGAGGCCGCGGACCCGCCGAGGUGAAAGUGCGCUUCAUCCGCUGCACGCCGCUCCUCGGGAACGACGACCGCGUGGGGGUGUGGAUGGUGAUCCUCGUGCCGGUGGACGGCGAGUCGCCCAUCCACAACGGGUACGGCCGCGACGAGAUGGUCGACGAGAUGGGGGAGACUAGGAAGCGGUCCGGGGCUGGCAGCCGAACGGGGAGCUCGAGACGGACGCCGAGUGUGGAGGUUGAGGCUGAUGGGGGGUUUGGAUUGAAGAAGGUGAGAAGCAUCAAGAGCAAGAUGCCGAGUGAGUGUGGCGUCGGAGGAGGCGGCGGUGGUGAUCGCAAGCAGACAUACCGGGAUACGUCCGUGAACAGAUACGGGAAUGGUAAUAGCACUAUGGCCUUGUCACCGGAUGAAAAAAAUGAACGCGAACUGUACGCAGAAUACAUGAGGACGUCAACGAGCACCUCAACAAGCACGGAAGGGAGUUCGGGGAGCAACAGGCCGGAUUGA
This is a messenger RNA of Drepanopeziza brunnea f. sp. 'multigermtubi' MB_m1, 1992 nucleotides long. RefSeq lists its product as uncharacterized. NCBI's taxonomy places the organism in Eukaryota, Fungi, Ascomycota, Leotiomycetes, Helotiales, Drepanopezizaceae. The record is from RefSeq and is a predicted model, not a curated record. Gene Ontology annotation, cellular component: nucleus.